Tilletiaria anomala UBC 951 is the source of this 2137-nucleotide messenger RNA. RefSeq names its product galactose mutarotase-like protein. The record is from RefSeq and is a predicted model, not a curated record. The transcript has 5 exons. Gene Ontology annotation, molecular function: aldose 1-epimerase activity; carbohydrate binding. NCBI's taxonomy places the organism in Eukaryota, Fungi, Basidiomycota, Exobasidiomycetes, Georgefischeriales, Tilletiariaceae. The coding region runs from base 429 to 1967 and encodes 512 amino acids. Gene Ontology annotation, biological process: glucose metabolic process; beta-D-galactose catabolic process via UDP-galactose, Leloir pathway.
GCGGGACGCCGACGACAGGAUGUCCAGAUAGAUUGUGUUGUGGAGAGAGAGAGAGGUAGAGACUGGCGCAGAGCCACUUCAGCGGUUGGCAGACAGCGACAGGCGACGAUCAGAUACGCUAAUCUUCAAACAUUUCCACCAGCAUUAUUGUGGAGAAGAGGAGAUGGCCCGGCGGCGACUGCAGGUCCACGCUCGCACCAUCAUCUCCAAGCUUGUGUCCACCCACCAUCUCAAGCGCCCUUGCUGGCCACGAGUCUUUCUCGCCCAGCAAGCCGCCCUCCCCCAAGGGUCAUCCAUCCUCACGCCGAAGUUCGUUCACUUCGCUCAGCCGCUUGUGCUGGCUCAUUCUUUCCCGUUGCGUGACCAUAGUCAUCGACGAAGCGCAUGCACACGAGCCAAAAGCAAAACAACUCACACUCCCACUCACAAUGACCAUUUUCAAGCUCGCCGCACCCCUCGUCGCCCUUGCGCUCACCGCGUCCGCAGCGGUCGUCGAGCCGCGGCAAGCAGCGAGCUCGACGUCGUCGUCCACUUCCACCGCCUCGGCGUUCAAAAGCACGUCAACGGCGAGCAGCAACACCAGUACGGCCCCCGCCCCCGGAGAGACACCCGGCUUUGUCCUCAACGGCGCGAUCGGCUCGUACCCCUGCGCCGUCGAGUUCAACCCUCUGGCUUACUCGCCGUUCGAUGUGCCCGGCUGUGCGAAUGCCCAACCGCCCGUGUACCCGGCCAACCAGAUCCGCCUGCGCGCGCCCGACGACUCGAUCCGCGCGACGUUCCUGCCGUACGGCGCCGCGGUCAACGAGCUCUGGGUCAAGGACCGCUGGGGCCAGUUCAGGGACAUCGCCCUCAGCUACGACAACUCAACCAACCUCAUCAGCGACCCGGUCCACCCCAACUUUGGGCCUGUCGUCGGUCGUUAUGCCAACCGCAUCAAGAACGGUACGUUCGAGCUGAACAAUAAGACGUAUAACACGCCUCUGAACGAGAACAACAUCGACACGCUGCACGGCGGUACGGCCGGCUACGACCGCAGCAGCUUCAAGGUCGUCGAUUUCAACUCAUCCUGGGUCCGCUUCUCGCACAACGACCCCGCCGGCAACCAGGGCUUCCCGGGAGAGGUCAACUCGACGAUCGACUACUGGCUCGAGGGCAACGCGACAUGGCGCAUCGCCAUGAACGCCAUCGCAUCCACGCAGACGCCCAUCAUGCUCUCCUCGCACGGCUACUGGAACUUGGAUGCCUACAACGAGUCGCAGAGCAUCUUAAACUAUACGAUGCACAUGCCGCAGCUCACCUCGUAUGUAGAGACGGACACGAUUCUCAUCCCGACCGGUCCGCUGCCGUCGGUCAAAGGAACGCCAUACGACUUCCGACAGCCGACCGUGCUGGGCGACCUGUUCAACCAGACUACCGGCGUUUGCGGCUUCAACUGCACCGGCUGGGAUAGCUGCUUUAUCAAUGGCAACCACACCGCCAACAACACCGACCCGGUCUUUGAGAUCUGGUCGCCCGCGUCGGGCAUCCGCAUGAGCGUAGUCACCGACCAGGUCGCGAUGCAGGUCUAUACUUGCCCCGGCAUCAACAACCCAGCCAAGGGCAGCCUCCCGCGCAAGCGCGCCCACGGAGGCAACUCGAAUAACCCCGCCGCCGCGAUCUACGAUGCCACAUCGUGCUUUGUGUUCGAGGCCGAGGGGAUCAUCGACGCGAUCAACAAUCCUUCCUGGAACGAGAACCAGAUCUACGGCCCGGACCGCCCGUACACGUGGAACACCGCGUACACUUUUAGCACCGUCAACCCGGACGGCAGCCCCGCGGCGCCUGUCGGCGCCAUUGCCGCAACAAGCAACUUGCCGGCUGCUAGGGCGGCCGCCGCCAGCAGCUCAGCAGCGCCGUCGCGCAGCGUCAGCUCCACCGCCCUGCUCUCCCUCGCAGCCGCUGCCGCCGCCCUGCUUGUCGCGGCCUAGUAAAUCAGGAAAAAGCGACGGCCAGCAAGAAGGGAAAUACAACAUCCAGUACUCUCCCCUGCUUUUUUCGUUCUUUUGGUUUGGAUCGAUGGAUGCAGUGUAAUACAAUCACAAAGCGCAAUCCACGCGCCUUUCAUUUUUUAGUUCAUGACAUGAUAUUACUCGUGGUG